Molecule: messenger RNA, 4151 nt
Organism: Phoenix dactylifera (date palm)
Lineage: Eukaryota; Viridiplantae; Streptophyta; Magnoliopsida; Arecales; Arecaceae
Product: transducin family protein / WD-40 repeat family protein
Biological process (GO): Golgi to plasma membrane transport; exocytosis
Cellular component (GO): cytoplasm; plasma membrane
Molecular function (GO): myosin II binding; syntaxin binding; GTPase activator activity
Source: RefSeq, a predicted model, not a curated record
ACAAGGGACCUGGUCAAAGAACACAGCCGUCCGAUCAGGAAAAUAGCGUCCGACGAACAGGUAGGAUUUCGUCAUCGAGGCACCGGAGAGGUAAUCCUUGAUAUCCCCGAGGGCAAAAUAACAGUAUAUCCGCCAUUCUCUCUUCCGUCCACCUCAAGAACCGGCCUCCAAGCCAUCGCCUCCUCCUUCCUUCUCCGUCUCCCGGCCCACCGAUCUCUCUCCUCCCCGCCGGCGUGCAGCGCAAUCUCUCAGCGAGAACCCAGAUCCCUCUUAUCCUCUUUUCUUUUGUCCCUUCUCUUCUACGAAUCCCAGAGGCUGGCAUCGAAGAACGGAAAGAGGCGGAGCUGAUGUUCGCCAGGCGCCUCUUCCAGAAGGCCGUGCCCAAGAUUAAAAAGGACGUGGCUGAGCCUCAAAAGGAAGGAAUCGAAACAACGAGGGUCCAGUUGUUGUUCUGAAUUUGAUGUCCUUCUACUAAGCUGACUCGUCAUCAAUCUACAAUUGACUUAUCCAAUCAUCCAGGCGUUAUAAAGGAAUUUAUUGCUCAGGGGAAAGAGAAGGGGGCUUUGUGAAGUACAUUGGGCUGCCAAAGAGAAGGUUUGCAAGUUUCUCGAGAAAUCUUCUACAUGCAUAAAGCACAAAAUAGAUAUAUGGCCUCAGCUGACCUGGACCUACAAAUUGCUGUGCAUUAUGGCAUUCCAUAUACUGCAUCGCAUUUGGCUUUUGACCCAAUUCAACGGCUCUUGGCAAUUGGAACAUUGGAUGGUAGAAUAAAAAUUAUUGGAGGUGACAAUAUUGAAGGCCUUCUUAUAUCCCCAAAGAAGGUGCCCUACAAAUACUUAGAGUUUCUACAUAACCAAGGAUUUCUUGUUGGUGUCUCAAAUGAGAAUGAAAUCCAGGUUUGGAAUCUGGAAUUCAGACAGCUAGUUUACUGCUUACAAUGGGAAGCCAACAUGACUGCUUUUGCUGUAGUCCAAGGAACCUAUUUAAUGUAUAUUGGUGAUGAGAAUGGGUUAUUCUCUGUAUUGAAAUACAAUGAUGAAGAUGGAAAGCUUUUGAGGUUGCCAUAUCAUAUUCCAGCAAAUGUUGUUACUGCUGGCAUUUCCUUUGUCAGUCCUCAACCAAUUAUUGGAAUUCUGCCACAACCUUGUACUUCUGGGACUAGAGUGCUGAUUGCCUAUGAGAAUGGACUUUUAAUUCUGUGGGAUAUAUCUGAGGGCCAGGUUGUUACUGUAAGAGGUUACACAGAUCUUCAAUUGAAGGGUGACGUGCACACUGAUUCUUCAACUGGAGUGGCCAAUGAGCUUUCAGGCAAUUUGGCUGACCAUGAAGAAGAGGAGAAAGAAAUUUGUUCUCUCUGCUGGGCAUCUAAUACUGGUUCUGUCCUUGCCGUGGGUUACAUAAAUGGAGAUAUAUUAUUGUGGAACAUUUCCUCAAAUUCCUCUACAAAAGGGCAACAAACUGGGAUAUCAUCUAAUAAUGUUGUUAAGCUACAGCUGGCAUCUGGAAAUCGUAGGCUACCUGUCAUUGUCUUACACUGGUCUGCAAGUGGUAAAGCAGAUAUUGAUAAAGGAGGGCAACUUUUUGUAUAUGGCGGUGAUGAAAUGGGAUCUGAAGAAGUUCUAACGAUUCUCAGUCUUGAAUGGUCCUCCGGAAUAGAGACUUUAAGGUGCAUUUCUCGUGUGGACCUCAAUCUUAAUGGAUCUUUUGCAGACAUGAUUUUAGUACCUAAUGCUGGAUCACUGGAGAACUGUUCCACUGCUGCACUUUUUGUAUUGACAAAUCCUGGACAACUACAUGUUUAUGAUGGCGCUUUGUUGUCUAUGUUGACAUCUGAAGAAAAGCCUUCUGUUCAAGCUGAGAAAUUUCCUGAUGCAGUACCGACUAUCGAUCCACGUAUGACUGUUACAAAGCUCUGUCGGCUACCCAUGGGCGGAAAUUCUUCCCAGGGUUUGUUGAAGAAGGAUUACGCUAAAAAAAUUGCAAUACCUAACCUAUCAGCGGGUACAAAGUGGCCUUUGACUGGUGGGAUCCCCAGUGAGAUGUCAUCUGACAAUUAUGCAGUUGAAAGAAUAUUUAUAGCAGGUUAUGAAGAUGGAUCUGUGAGAAUAUGGGAUGUAACAUAUCCAAUCAUGGAACUAAUGUUUGUUCUAGAAAGCAAGGUCCCAGGUGUCAAAGUAGAUGGUGAAAAUGCUUCAGUAUCAUCCCUGGCCUUUUGUUCUAUAAGUAUGACUUUGGCUGUUGGCGAUGAAUGUGGUCUGGUUCGUGUCUAUAAGCUUCAUGAGAGCACUGAUGGAUCAACUGUUCACUUUGUCACUGAAACUAAACAUGAAGUUCAAAUUGUGCAUCAUGGAAAAGGAUUUCAUUGCAUUGCAGCCUUUGCUAUCCUAAAUUUACCCAUUCGAACCCUUCAAUUUACAAAUUCUGGAGACAGACUUGCUGUAGGUUUCAAAGAUGGACAGGUGGCAAUGCUUGAUAUGCAAUCACUAUCUGUCAUGUUUCAUACAGAUUAUAUGGCUGGAAGAAACUCUCCUGUAAUUUAUAUAUAUGUGCAUGCUAUUCCCCAAAACAGUGUCCCAGUAAAAAGUCCAAAGCAAGCAAGCCUCGAAAGGCCAACAGACUCUGCAGAGACAGUACUCAUCUUAACCAAGGAUGCACAUGUUAUAAUCAUCGAUAGCAUAACAGGUGAUAUGAUUUCACAACAAGUGCAUCCAAAGGACUCUGUUGCAAUCUCCAUGUAUGUCAUAGAGGGAAGUAGUGCAAUCUCCAAAGUGGCUAGUGAGAAAUACCCCCAACAUAUUUCUGAUGAUAAUUCUUCCCAAAGUGAAACUGAGAAAAAUAAUAAUACCAAUGAAAGCAUGACACAAGAAGUUGAACAGCACUGCUCUAGUGAUACUUCAGACUGCUGUGAAACAUUGGUGGAUCCACUUCUUUUACUCUGUUGCGAGGAUGCAAUAUGGUUGUAUUCUCUGAAGUCUGUGAUCCAGGGGGACAGCAGCUUUAUUCGUAAAGUGAACCUUUUAAAACAUUGUUGUUGGUCAACAACUUUUACAAAGAGAGACGAAAAGACACGUCAACUGAUAUUACUUUACCAGACGGGAGAUAUAGAGAUAAGGUCAUUACCGGGUUUGGAACCUGUGGCCGAAGGGUCCUUAAUGUCAAGUCUAAGAUGGAGCUUCAAGACAAACAUGGAUAAAACCAUGAGCUCCUCUGAUAACGGGCAGAUUGCUUUGGUUAAUGGAUGUGAACUUGCUUUCCUCUCUCAUGUGGCUAGUGCAAAUGACUUCAGGAUUCCAGAAUCUUUACCAUGCCUUCAUGAUAAAGUUGUUGCAGCUGCUGCUGACGCUGCCAUUAAUCUUUCUAUAAGUCAGAAAAAGAAACAGAAUACGGCUCCUGGGAUUUUUGGUGGUAUCAUGAGAGGACUUAAAGGGGGUAGAACAGAGAAUAGUCCCAAUAAUAUUGAUAGCAUUUCUAGAUAUGGUUCUAGUCAGCAAUUGGAAGAGUUAUUUUCAAGGGUUCCAUUUUCCAAUAUUCCGGCCACUACCACUGGUGACCCGGAAGUUGCUGAACUGAGCAUUGAUGACAUUGAGAUUGAUGAUAUAUUACCUACAACAUCCACUUCAACUUCAUCCGUUGUAAAUAAGAGUUAUACAAUAGAUGAGGAGGAGGAGAGAAACAAAUUAUUUGAGGGUUCGACUAGUGAUAUGAAGCCAAGAAUGAGGACAACUCAAGAAAUCCUGACUCAGUAUCGAUUUGCAGGGGAUGCCUCUGCAGCAGCAGCUCAUGCAAGAGAUAAGCUUGCAGAGAGGCAGGAAAAGCUUCAGAGAUUGAGCCAACGAACUGAGGAGUUGCAAAGUGGGGCUGAAAAUUUCGCUGAUAUGGCAAAUGAACUAGUGAAAACAAUGGAAAAGAAGAAGUGGUGGAAAAUAUAACUGUUAUCACAAAUCUUAACUUGCUAUGGGUGCUCAUGAAUGUUAUCCCACUGCAUCCUGCAUAAUGGGGAUGAUUGUUGUAUAGACUCGCUUCUGGACGGAGUUGUUCACCAGCUUUACUAGCCAAAGCAAGUUCACUCUUAUCCUCUCUCUUGAUUAUCGAAUAUUCAGUGUCCUGAAAUAAGACCCUUUACAACAUUUUAACCAAUUGUUUGAACCUCA